CCAAACCGAGCUACUAGUGCAUUACAUCUUCUUUUCAUCACUGCCACUUUUUCAAUAGCUCAACAGACUCCAUCUUGUGACAUUGACUUUGAAGUCCAUUGAAGUCAAAGCAGGGCAUUUUUUAAUAGGCUUCUUUUGCUGGUUGCCCGUUCUUAUGAUUAUUCUUCCACUGGAGUGCUGCUGCAGGUGGAAUGAUGAGGUGAAUCAUGGCAGGUAGGUCAGUUGUAACCUAUUCUGUAGGGUGACAGAAAGAAGAGUUGAGCUUCCGAUAGUGGAGUGAACCGCUCACAGUACGUGUUCAGCAAGAGCACAGAGAUGAGAACUCUUAUCUUCAUCCUGUGUGCGCUCGUUGCGAGUCUUCAGACCGGUUUUGGAAGCACAGACUCUCAAGAUGCUGCUGCUCUGCGGGCUCUAAUGAGCGAGUGGCAGAGCCCGCCUCCAAGCUGGGGGACAACUGACGAUCCUUGUGAAACACCUUGGGAGGGUGUCUCAUGCAAAGACUCUAGAGUCACCAUUCUGAAAUUGUCUACCAUGGGGAUCAAAGGCACACUGAGCGCAGACAUCGGGACACUCAGCGAAUUGACAAUUUUGGAUCUAUCAUUCAACAGUGAGCUUGGUGGUCGACUAAAUCCGCUUAUUGGAAAUUUGACGAAGCUGACCACCCUAAUCUUAGCUGGUUGCAGCUUUAAUGGGAGCAUCCCAGACGAACUAGGAUCUCUACAAAACCUCUCAUAUCUCGCUCUAAACUCAAACCAGUUCACCGGCAAAAUCCCAUCAUCCAUGGGCAAACUUUCCAAUCUUUACUGGUUCGAUAUCGCUGAUAACCAGAUCAGUGGACCUCUUCCAGUCUCCAAUGAAAGAGAACCAGGCCUGGACCUGCUUCACCAAGCAAAACAUUUCCAUUUCAACAAAAAUAAUUUAUCUGGUUCCAUCCCGGAAAAACUCUUCCACUUAAACAUGACAUUGUUUCAUGUAAUUUUUGAUGGAAACACAUUAACAGGAAGAAUUCCAGACUCCAUAUGUCUAGUCAGAACCAUUAUGGUUCUAAACCUAGCAAAUAACAUGUUAACGGGUUUAGUACCAGAUCUGAGUGGAAUGGAUAUCCUCUAUUAUGUGGAUUUGAGCAACAACACCUUUGAUCCCUCAGAAAGCCCAGCAUGGUUCUCGAACCUUACAUCGCUGACUGUGCUAGUGAUACAAUCAGGAGGGCUCUCUGGAAAAGUACCUGAAGCACUUUUCAGUUUUCCUCAGUUACAGCAAGUGAUACUGGAUUACAAUCAUUUUAAUGGCACCCUUCAACUGGGCACGUCUGUCAGCAAGCAACUAAAUCUUGUGAGCUUCAUAAAUAAUAAUCUCUCAGAACUAGUGACAGGCGGUUACACUGAAUCCCUAAUACUCGUAGGGAAUCCUCUUUGCAAUCAGUCAUCAAAUAAAAAAUACUGCACUCGUAGCCAACAGUCACCAGUUCCUUACUCAACCAGUGUUGUUAAUUGUGGGUCGAACUUGUGCCCCCCGGAUCAGAGUCCUAGUCCUCAGAGUUGCAGUUGUGCCUACCCAUUCCAAGGAGUGAUGUACUUCAUAGCGCCUCUUGUCCGAGAUGUGUCGAACAGAACGCUGUUCCAAGAACUGGAAAAAAAAUUGGAAACAGUACUUGAUCUCACACCUGGAUCAGUAUUCCUGCAAAAUGUAUCUUUCAACAAUGACUUUUAUAUGCAAAUAUAUGUCAAAAUUUUCCCAUCCAGUGGAAUGUACUUCAGUAGGUCUGAGAUCCAAGACAUUGGGUUCGAUCUGAGCAAUCAAACAUUCAAGGCUCCAUCAUCGUUUGGUCCUUACUAUUUCAUUGCAUUUACGUACCCUUUCCCAGCCGUAGAAGGAAGAUCCACAAUGAGUGUUGGAUUGAAAAUUGGAAUAGCAGCUUGUUGUGCACUUCUGGUUAUUGGACUUCUUGUUGUAACUAUCUAUGCCUUGAGACAGAGAAGACGUGCAGAAAGGGCCAUCGAACGAAGCAAGGCUUUUGGAUCAUGGACACGCAGCGGAGAAGAAAACAGUGACGCACCACAGUUGAAGGGAGCAAGAUGGUUCUCUUAUGAAGAACUUAGAAGAUGCACCAAUAACUUUUCAGUGUCUAAUGAGAUUGGUUCUGGAGGUUAUGGCAAGGUCUAUAGAGGAAUGCUUCCAGGAGGGCCAAUAGUUGCAAUCAAGAGGGCGCAGCAAGGAUCGACACAAGGUGCACUUGAAUUCAAGACAGAGAUCGAGUUGCUGUCAAGAGUUCAUCACAAAAACCUAGUAUCACUAGUGGGUUUCUGCUUUGAUCAAGGGGAGCAGAUGUUGGUAUAUGAAUUCGUUCCCAACGGAACACUAAGAGAGAGCCUCUCUGGAAAAAGUGGGAUACUGCUAGACUGGAGGCGGCGGCUGCGAAUUGCACUUGGUUCAGCUAGAGGAUUGGCAUAUCUUCAUGAACUAGCUGAUCCUCCAAUCAUACACAGGGAUGUUAAGUCAAGUAACAUCCUGUUGGAUGAAAACUUGAAUGCAAAGGUCGCAGAUUUUGGCCUUUCAAAGUUGAUAUCGGACGAUGAAAAGGGCCAUGUUUCCACUCAAGUAAAAGGAACAAUGGGAUAUCUUGAUCCUGAAUACUAUUUGACACAACAGUUGACAGACAAAAGUGAUGUUUAUAGCUUCGGAGUGGUGAUGCUGGAGAUGAUUACUGCCAAGCAACCAAUUGUGAAAGGAAAAUACAUCGUUCGUGAGGUGAAGAUGGCGAUAGAUGCUAGUGAUGAAGAAUCCUAUGGGCUAAAGGAAUUAAUGGAUCCUGUAAUUCAAAUCGCAACUAAUCUCAUAGGAUUCAGGAAGUACACAGAGUUGGCAUUGAGAUGCCUAGAAGAACUAGCUGCAGAUCGUCCAACGAUGAGUGAUGUCGUGAAGGAAAUUGAGAUGCUGCUGCAAUCUAAUGGUCUAAGCACACACUCACAGUCAGCAUCUUCAUCUACCAUUUCUGGCUCAAGGAAGGAUCCGAGUGAGGGUGCCUUCGAUUAUAGUGGUGCCUACUCAUUCUCUGCAAAACCUGAACCCAAGUGACAGAGCUUAUGCCUUGCAGAUUAGCAAAUCUAUAUAAGGACAAUACUAAGUUUUUGCUGGUAAUCUGUGUGCUAAAAUG
Messenger RNA from Zingiber officinale, 3154 nucleotides. RefSeq names its product leucine-rich repeat receptor protein kinase HPCA1-like. The transcript has 18 exons. The record is from RefSeq and is a predicted model, not a curated record. NCBI's taxonomy places the organism in Eukaryota, Viridiplantae, Streptophyta, Magnoliopsida, Zingiberales, Zingiberaceae. Gene Ontology annotation, molecular function: ATP binding; protein binding; protein kinase activity. The coding region runs from base 316 to 3075 and encodes 919 amino acids. Gene Ontology annotation, biological process: protein phosphorylation.